Messenger RNA from Poecilia reticulata (guppy), 1517 nucleotides. It is a transcript of the gene mdh2, whose product is annotated as malate dehydrogenase 2, NAD (mitochondrial). Gene Ontology annotation, biological process: tricarboxylic acid cycle; carboxylic acid metabolic process. The record is from RefSeq and is a predicted model, not a curated record. Gene Ontology annotation, cellular component: mitochondrion; cytoplasm. Gene Ontology annotation, molecular function: L-malate dehydrogenase (NAD+) activity. Lineage: Eukaryota; Metazoa; Chordata; Actinopteri; Cyprinodontiformes; Poeciliidae.
CAGCGAGAAGAAGAAACCGGAGUGUUCCUGUUCGCUCGUUGCUAGAGGACGUUGGUGUCACAGAGGAGAGCGGCUCGUCGACUAUUCUUAUUUCCCCCCAAACUAACCUCAAAGAAGAACCGAAAGUAAGAUGUUUUCCCGUGCAGUGAGACCCACCGUCGGCCUGGCUCGGAGCCUGUCCACCUCCUCGCAGAACCACGCUAAGGUGGCGGUGCUGGGCGCUUCUGGCGGCAUAGGCCAGCCGCUCUCCCUGCUGCUGAAGAACAGCCCCUUGGUGAGCCAGCUCUCCCUCUACGAUAUCGCCCACACGCCCGGGGUGGCCGCUGACCUCAGCCACAUCGAGACCAGGGCCCAGGUGAGCGGCUACAUAGGCCCCGACCAGCUGGGCGCCGCUCUGAAGGGCUGCGAAGUGGUGGUUAUCCCCGCCGGCGUGCCGAGGAAACCCGGUAUGACCCGAGACGACCUGUUCAACACCAACGCCACCAUCGUAGCUAAUCUGGCGGACGCUUGCGCACGCAACUGCCCGGAGGCCAUGAUCUGCAUCAUUGCCAACCCCGUGAACUCCACCAUACCCAUUACGUCGGAGGUGAUGAAGAAGCACGGAGUGUAUAACCCCAACAGGGUGUUCGGGGUCUCCACCUUGGACAUUGUCAGAGCCAACACGUUUGUGGCGGAGCUCAAAGGCUUGGACCCGGCUCGGGUCAACGUCCCGGUGAUUGGAGGUCACGCUGGGAAGACCAUUAUCCCCCUGAUCUCCCAGUGCACCCCUAAGGUCGAGUUUCCUUCCGACCAGCUCACCGCUCUCACCGAGAGGAUCCAGGAGGCCGGUACGGAGGUGGUGAAGGCCAAGGCGGGGGCGGGGUCCGCCACCCUGUCCAUGGCGUACGCAGGUGCCCGCUUCACCUUUUCCGUCCUGGACGCCAUGAACGGGAAGGAGGGCGUGGUCGAGUGCGCCUUCGUCAGGUCCGAGGAGACGGAGUGCAAGUACUUCUCCACGCCGCUGCUGCUCGGCAAGAAUGGCAUCGAGAAGAACCUGGGGCUGGGCAAGCUGUCUGCGUUUGAGGAGAAGCUGGUGGCCGAAGCCAUGGGGGAGCUGAAGGCUUCCAUCAAGAAGGGCGAGGACUUUGUGGCCAAGAUGAAGUAAUCAGCAAUUGGUUUGAGCCAAGAAAACCAGCUGUGAUGGAUAAGUUGUUCGGUCUUACAAGGCAUCAGACUAACUGAAGAUCCAUCAGUGUUUCCUCUCUUUUUCUGUUGGCAGUUGGGUCCUUUUCUUUUUGUUUGACUUUUAUUCCUCUUUACCAACCACAGCUUUCUUCUGUGUGUAUAAUUCGUGCCCAUUCUCUACCGUACUGUGAUUCGUUUUUAUUUGUGCAAAUUUAAAUGCAGUAUGUAUUUGCAUAGACUUUUCUGCUGUGAACAAGGAGGGAACGCUGUCAUAUGUCUACUGAUGCAAAAAACGGUUGUUAUUACUGAAGAGCAAAAUAUUCACUCCACCAAUAAACAGACUAGCUUUAAAA